AUGGCGAUCGGCGGGAUCAUCGGCGGCCACCACCGGCACUCCGUGGUGGCGUCGCGCGUGGCCAUGUUCGCCCACCUGCUCUUCCUCACCACCGCCGUGCUCAUGCUCGUCUGGCUCCUGCGCUUCCGCGGCGGCAUCAACAUCCAGUCCGACGACCCCGAGCAGAUCUUCAACGUCCAUCCCUUUGUGAUGACAUGGGGGUUCAUUCUUCUCAUCGGUGAAGCCAUACUGGUGUACACGACGAUCCCAAUGAACCACCGGGCGCAGAAGAUGGUGCACAUGCUGGUGCACCUGGUGGCCUUCGUCCUCGGCGUCUUCGGCAUCUACGCGGCCUUCAAGUUCCACAACGUGGCCGUGGUGCCGGACCUUGUGAGCCUCCACUCCUGGAUCGGCAUCGGCGCCAUCUCCCUCUUCGCGCUGCAGUGGCUCAUCGGCUUCGCCGUCUUCUGGAUGCCCGGCACGCACGAGCACACGCGCGCCGCCGCGGCCCCCGUGCACGUCGCCGGCGGGCUCGUCAUCUUCCUCCUCGGCGUCUGCGCCGCGCAGACGGGGCUCGUCCAGAAGAGCGCCAGCGCCACGCCCGGCACCGAGGCCAGGCUCAUCAACGUCACCGGCCUCUUCAUCGUCUUCUACGGGGUCACCGUCGCGGCCACCGUCAUGCUGCGCAUCGCCACGCGCUACCAGUAG
Molecule: messenger RNA, 687 nt
Organism: Triticum turgidum subsp. durum (durum wheat)
Lineage: Eukaryota; Viridiplantae; Streptophyta; Magnoliopsida; Poales; Poaceae
Source: the annotation of a GenBank genome assembly